AUGAUCAAGUCUACCCAGCUCUCACCAUUCGAAAUUGACACGGGGCGGAAAUGCAACAACGCCAUAACAGGCGACUCCAGGGACAACGUGACGAAGAACUAUACAUCUGAGUACGCUAAGAAGUUUGCAGACAGAAGACAAAAGAUCAUCGAAUUUGCACGGAAGAGCUUGGAGUAUGCUCAAGAGAAACAAAAAGAGUGUUACGACAGGAAACGCAGCAGUGUUACGUUUAUUGCUGAAGACAAGGUUUUGCUUGACUCUGGACAUCUCUUUAUGUUUAAUGCUGGAGACAUGGUUAUGCUUGACUCUAGACAUCUCAAUUUACGCCAUCGCAACAACGGUCAAGAUUUAACAAAGUCAAAGCUAGUUGCGAAGAAGAUUAAGCCGUUCAAAAUUAUUAAAAUGAUCAACUAG
Messenger RNA from Peronospora matthiolae, 414 nucleotides. Lineage: Eukaryota; Oomycota; Peronosporomycetes; Peronosporales; Peronosporaceae. The record is from the annotation of a GenBank genome assembly.